This is a messenger RNA of Oncorhynchus tshawytscha (Chinook salmon), 2639 nucleotides long. It is a transcript of the gene parapinopsina, whose product is annotated as parapinopsin a. Lineage: Eukaryota; Metazoa; Chordata; Actinopteri; Salmoniformes; Salmonidae. Bases 1147 to 2187 code for a protein of 346 amino acids. Gene Ontology annotation, molecular function: G protein-coupled receptor activity. The transcript has 5 exons. Gene Ontology annotation, biological process: visual perception; G protein-coupled receptor signaling pathway. The record is from RefSeq and is a predicted model, not a curated record. Gene Ontology annotation, cellular component: photoreceptor outer segment; membrane.
ACUUUGUGAUAUCAGCUGAUGUACGAAGGGCUAUAUAAAUAAAUUUGAUUUGAUUUGAUCUUUCUGGGAACCACAGGUUAACAUUAGGAAAAGUCUAUAAUCUAUCAUUGUUUCAGUUACUGUGACAUCAUAAAGCCCUUGAUAAAACCUCACUCACCCAUGAUGGGACAUAACAUUGUUCAGUCAGUAGAAAGGACUGUAGAUUACCCCAGGAUAUCUAGUCAAUCCCAACGUCCCAUUGUUAUCUAAAGUUCCUCUUAUGUCACAUAAGGACAGUGUGUUACACAAAGCCAGUUUGACUGACAGGUGGUCUCUGGGAACAGCAGACCCUCUCCAACUCCUCUAGUUAGCAGUGGAUCAUGCAGCAAAGCUAUCAAGGAAAGUGCAAUCAGAGAUCCCUCAGGAAUUGAGCCCCCCUGAAUUAUUGACCCCUCAAUCCGGAUCUAGGGAUUUAGUUGGUUUUAUCUCUUAUAAUCUACAGCCUCUCUCUACUGAGUAGCUUUAUAAGGACAGAGUGGUCCAGAUUCUGAGUCUCUGAAUCUGUAGAGCCAUUACCAGGCUACUACACUACACAGCUAUAGGGCCUCGAUUAGACUGCUGGAUCUAUUAUUGAUCUGCUACUAGACUGCUUUAUCUACUAUAGAUCAGCUACUGGACUGCUUUAUCUAUUAUAGAUCUGCUAUUGGACUGCUUUAUCUAUUAUAGAUCUGCUAUUGGACUGCUUUAUCUAUUAUAGAUCAGCUACUGGACUGCUUUAUCUAUGAUAGAUCAGCUACGGGACUGUUUUAUCUAUUAUAGAUCUGCUAUUGGACUGCUUUAUAUAUUAUAGAUCAGCUACUGGACUGCUUUAUAUAUUAUAGAUCUGCUACUAGACUGCUUUAUCUAUUAUAGAUCUGCUAUUGGACUGCUUUAUCUAUUAUAGAUCAGCUAUUGGACUGCUUUAUCUAUUAUAGAUCAGAUACUGGACAGCUUUAUCUAUUAUAGAUCUGCUAUUGGACUGCUUUUGUGCUUUUAUAGAUUAGGAAUACCAUCGGACUAAAAGCCGACUCUACGCCCUUCCAGUGUGUUUCUUAGAUAUUAUAACACAGGUGUCUGGCCAGGUGGGUAGUGCUCACCACUCAACUCCACUGCCCCAAAAAGAACAGAAUGGACCACCGACAGCUUCUCCCCAAUCUCCAUGGAAACAGCUCCUCCUCCCCGGGCUCGGUCAGUGAAGCGCUGCUCUCCAGGACGGGCUUCACCAUCCUGGCGGUGAUCAUUGGUGUGUUCUCGGUGUCCGGAGUCUGUAUGAACGUCCUGGUCAUCGUGGUGACGAUGAGACACCGGAAGCUGCGCCAGCCUCUGAACUACGCCCUAGUCAACCUGGCAGUGGCUGACCUGGGCUGUGCUCUGUUCGGGGGACUGCCCACUAUGGUCACCAACGCUAUGGGCUACUUCAGCAUGGGGCGGCUAGGCUGCGUGCUGGAGGGUUUCGCUGUGGCUUUCUUUGGUAUUGCAGGUCUGUGUUCAGUGGCCGUGAUAGCUGUGGACCGUUAUGUGGUGGUGUGUCGACCAAUGGGGGCGGUCAUGUUCCAGACCAGGCACGCAGUCGGAGGGGUGGUCCUGUCCUGGGUGUGGUCGUUUUUAUGGAACACCCCGCCUCUGUUUGGCUGGGGCAGCUUUGAACUGGAGGGGGUUAGGACCUCCUGCUCCCCAAACUGGUACAGCAGGGAACCAGGAAACAUGUCUUACAUCAUCCUUUACUUCCUGCUCUGCUUUGCCAUUCCUUUCUCCAUCAUCAUGGUCUCCUACGCUCGCAUCCUCUUCACACUGCACCAGGUGUCCAAGCUGAAGGUAUUGGAGGGCAACAGCACCACCCGCGUGGAGAUACAGGUUGUGCGUAUGGUAGUAGUCAUGGUGAUGGCCUUCCUGCUCAGUUGGUUGCCCUACGCGGCCUUCGCCCUCUCUGUGAUCCUUGACCCCAGCCUCCACAUCAACCCUCUCAUUGCCACGGUGCCCAUGUACCUGGCCAAGAGCAGCACUGUCUACAACCCCAUCAUAUACGUGUUCAUGAACAGACAGUUCCGGGACUGUGCUGUUCCUUUCUUGCUGUGUGGUCUGAACCCCUGGGCCUCAGAACAAGGGGGCUCUGAAGCUGAUACCGCCCUGUCCUCCGUCAGCAAGAACCCACGAGUCUCACCCCAAUGACAGCAACUUUCUAUUUUUUUGUACAAUGUAAAGUUCCUGUUAUAAAAUAUAGUUUGAUGUGCAAUAUUUGGUUGUAACUGUUUCAAGAAUACUACUAAAAGUAUAGUCCAUGAUAUAUGGACAGAGACAUCUCCAAGUGUAUUGGAGAUCAUUAGUGUCACAAGGGCUUUAGGUGGAUCCGGGUUCCUAAUCUUAAUCUGAUUUACUACAAAUAUAUUUAAAUCACCUGCUGCCAUAUCCCGGUUUAAUCUAAUCUAAAUUAAAUGAAUCUAAAUUGACAACAUGAUCAAAGGGAGCAAUACAAAAGUAAUUGCUGCAAACCAUGAAUUCACAAAAGAAACGAUUGCUGUUUUUAACAUUGCUUUUAUUGCCUCACACACAUGUAAAUGACAGCAAAAGAGAUUAUAAUGUGUGGAAGUUAAGUGCAGAACCCUCCCAACCUACACCCUGAC